Camellia sinensis is the source of this 2275-nucleotide messenger RNA. NCBI's taxonomy places the organism in Eukaryota, Viridiplantae, Streptophyta, Magnoliopsida, Ericales, Theaceae. The record is from RefSeq and is a predicted model, not a curated record.
UUUGAGCUUUUCCUCCAUAAAAGUGCUUAUUUUCCACGCUGUCUACACAGCUUUCAGUCUCUAGCUCGCUGACUUCCUUUUUCUUGGUCAAUUUUUGUAGUUUUCUUUACUGUGAUUUUUCUGUUUGGUUCGCGGGAAAGAUGAUGGGAAAAGGUGAAGGACCGGCGAUCGGAAUCGAUCUCGGAACGACUUACUCAUGUGUGGGAGUUUGGCAACACGAUCAUGUUGAAAUCAUAGCAAAUGAUCAAGGAAACAGGACGACGCCAUCUUAUGUUGCUUUCACUGAUACAGAGCGUUUGAUCGGCGAUGCUGCCAAGAAUCAGGCUGCCAUGAACCCUACCAACACUGUCUUUGACACAAAGCGUUUGAUUGGAAGGAGAUACAGUGAUGCCUCAGUGCAGAGUGACAUCGAGUUGUGGCCUUUUAAGGUCAUAGCUGGUCCUGGUGACAAGCCAAUGAUUGUCGUCACAUACAAGGGCGAAGAGAAGCAGUUUGCUGCUGAAGAAAUCUCUUCCAUGGUCCUCAUAAAGAUGAAAGAGAUUGCAGAGGCUUACCUUGGCACCACAAUAAAAAAUGCUGUUGUUACUGUUCCUGCCUACUUAAAUGACUCUCAAAGACAAGCAACAAAAGACGCCGGUGUCAUUUCCGGUCUUAAUGUUAUGCGCAUCAUUAAUGAACCAACUGCAGCGGCUGUUGCUUAUGGACUUGACAAGAAAGCCAAAAUCAUUGAUGAGGAGAACGUGCUGAUUUUCGAUCUUGGCGGUGGGACGUUUGAUGUUUCUCUCCUAACCAUUACAGAGGGCAUUUUUGAUGUCAAAGCUACAGCUGGUGACACACACUUGGGUGGUGAGGACUUUGAUAAUAGAAUGGUGAAACACUUUGUUCAGCAGUUCAAGAGGAAGCACAUGAAAGAUAUUAGUGGGAACCCAAGAGCAAUGAGGAGGUUGAGGACCGCUUGUGAGAGAGCUAAGAGGAUUCUUUCGUCAACUACGCAAACUACAAUCGAGAUUGAUUCUUUAUAUGAGGGUAUUGAUUUUUACACGACAAUAACUCGGGCUAGGUUUGAGGAGCUGAACAUGGAUUUAUUCAGGAAGUGUAUGGAGCCCGUGGAGAAGUGUUUGAGGGAUGCGAAGAUGGACAAGAGCAGUGUCCACGAUGUGGUUCUUGUCGGAGGCUCUACUAGGAUUCCAAAGGUUCAGCAAUUGUUGCAGGACUUCUUCAAUGGGAAGGAGCUCUACAAAAGCAUUAACCCAGAUGAGGCAAUUGCUUAUGGUGCUGCGGUUCAAGCUGCAAUUUUGAGCGGUGAGGGCAACCAGAAGAUGGUGCAAGAGGCUAAGAAGUACAAAUCGGAAGAUGAGGAGCACAAGAAGAAGGUGCAGGCGAAGAAUGCAUUGGAGAAUUACGCGUACAAUAUGAGAAACACGAACAAAGAUGAAAAGAUUAGCGCAAAGCUUAGUUUUGCUGACAAAAAAAAGAUUGAAGAUGCAAUUGAUCAGGCACUUCACUGGCUGGAUGCGAACCAGCUCGCUGAGGCGGAUGAAUUUGAGUACAAUAUGAAGGAGUUGGAGUGCAUUUGUAAUCCAAUAAUUGCCAAGAUGUACCAGGGUGCUGGUGGCGGUGACAUGGGUGGAGCCGUGGAUGAGGAUGGUUUUUUCUCUCUCAAUAUUAAGUCUUCCAAGGAUGAUAAAAGAGCCUAUCCUGUCAAACACUUCACUAAGAAAACUGUGUCUCAGAGUCAUGCUCAUGUGGGGGGUAAGGGUUCUUCUCAUGAAGGUAAUGAACAAGCCAAGGAGAAAGCUGAGUUUGAUGUAACUGCUAGUGGUGUGGGGGAGCCUGUCUAUCCUCAGUCUAUUCGUGGUCAGAUCCUUCAGCUUGAACGUGGCAUGAAUCAGCGCUUUGAUCAUCUUGAUGCUCUUCUGGAGCAAUUUGAUAGGCGUCUAACCUCUUUAGAGUCUACUACUGGCCACAUUGCCUCUUCUGUUGAUCAGGUGACCUAUCGGGUCUCUUAGCUCCUAUCUUAUUACCAGAUGCAGCCAUCUUUACCACUGCCAUAUCAGUGAUUCUUCUUUAUCUGUGGUUGUUGGUCUCUCAUGGUUCUUGUAUUUCUAUUCUAGAUGUCUUUGGACUUGUUUUAUCUAUUAUGGUUGUAGGUCUUUGGGAUUGUCUCUGAUGGUUUUAUUUGUUUUUGGGAUUAGUACUUGCUGUAUUUUGAACAUGUUCUUGGUUAUUCUGCCUUUGUCUCUUCUGGACAAAAAUAGGGAGAGAUGUUAGCAUA